GGCUCCCCCUUUAAAACGGGGCCACCGCCCCCCUGCGAGCGGCACCCGGACGCUUGGGUCCUUUCUGCACGGUACGCAGGAUGUCCGCGCCGUACACCCGACUCCUGGGGCAGGGUGCCCGCUCCCUGCGGUGCUGGUGGGGGGCACCGGUCCGGUCAGCCCAUGCCCUGCGGGUGCCGAGCGGGGACCUGGGCCGGCUCCCAGGCCGGCUGCGGCCGUUCGUGGAGCACGGGGUGCAGCUGUGCCAGCCCGGAAACGUUCACGUCUGCGACGGCUCCGAGGCUGAGAACGGGGCCAUCCUAGGGCUACUGGAGGAUGAGGGCGUCAUCAAACAGCUGGACAAAUAUGAGAACUGCUGGCUGGCCCGGACGGACCCCAAGGACGUGGCGCGGGUGGAGAGCAAGACAGUGAUCGUGACGGAGAACCAGCGAGACACGGUGCCCAUCCCCGCCGGGGGUGCCAAGGGGCAGCUGGGCAACUGGAUGAGCCCCAAAGCCUUCCAGGAGGCCGUGGACGGCCGGUUCCCCGGCUGCAUGAAAGGCCGCACCAUGUACAUCAUCCCCUACAGCAUGGGCCCCAUUGGCUCCCCACUCUCGAAGAUCGGUGUGCAGCUGACGGACUCCCCCUACGUGGUGGCCAGCAUGCGGAUCAUGACCCGGAUGGGGGCCCCCGUCCUCCGUGCCCUGGGCGAGGGGGAGUUUGUCAAGUGCCUCCACUCCGUGGGGCGCCCCCUGCCCCUGGAAGAGGACCUGGUGAACAACUGGCCCUGCAACCCCGAGAAGACCCUGAUCGCCCACGUCCCCGACAGGCGGGAGAUCGUCUCCUUCGGCAGCGGCUAUGGUGGGAACUCGCUGCUGGGGAAGAAAUGCUUCGCCCUGCGCAUUGCUUCCCGCAUCGCCAAGGACGAGGGGUGGCUGGCCGAACACAUGCUGAUCCUGGGCAUCACCAACCCCGAGGGGCGGAAGAAGUAUGUGGCAGCCGCGUUCCCCAGUGCCUGCGGGAAAACCAACCUGGCCAUGAUGAACCCCACGCUGGCGGGCUGGCGGGUGGAGUGCGUCGGGGACGACAUCGCCUGGAUGAAGUUUGACAGCGAGGGCCGGCUGCGGGCGAUCAACCCUGAGAACGGGUUCUUCGGGGUGGCACCGGGCACCUCCAUGAAGACCAACCCCAACGCCAUGCACACGAUACAGCGCAACACCCUCUUCACCAACGUGGGCGAGACCAGCGAGGGGGGCGUCUACUGGGAGGGCAUCGACCAGGUCCUGCCCCCCGGCACCUCCGUCACCAGCUGGCUGGGGCGGCCCUGGGAGCCGGGUGCCAAGGAGCCGUGCGCCCAUCCCAACUCCCGGUUCUGCGCCCCGGCCCGCCAGUGCCCCAUCAUGGACCCGGCCUGGGAGUCCCCCGAGGGCGUCCCCAUUGACGCCAUCAUCUUCGGCGGGAGGAGACCCCAAGGGGUGCCCCUGGUUUACGAAGCCUUCAACUGGCGGCACGGCGUCUUCGUGGGCAGCGCCAUGAGGUCCGAGUCCACCGCGGCUGCCGAACACAAAGGCAAGGUGAUCAUGCACGACCCCUUCGCCAUGCGCCCCUUCUUCGGGUACAAUUUUGGGCGCUACUUGGAGCACUGGCUGGGCAUGGAGGAGCGGCGCGGGGUCCAUCUCCCCAAGAUCUUCCACGUCAACUGGUUCCGCAAGGACGCGGCCGGCAACUUCCUGUGGCCAGGCUUCGGGGAGAACUCGCGGGUGCUGGACUGGAUCUUCCGGCGGGUGGAAGGGGAGGAGAGCGCGUGGGAGACGCCCAUCGGCUAUGUGCCCCGGGAAGGGGCCCUUGACCUCCAGGGCUUGGCCAAGGUGGACUUCCAAGAGCUCUUCUCCCUGCCCAAGGCCUUCUGGGAGCAGGAGGCGCUGGAGGUGCGCAAGUACCUGACCGAGCAGGUCAACGACGACCUGCCCCGGGAGGUGAUGAGGGAACUCGAGGGGCUGGAGAGCCGGGUGAAGAAGAUGUGAGGGGGGGCAGGGAGGCGGCCCACCAAAGACACGGCCCUCGUGGAGUUUGUUUACAUAGCAUUCCCCCGCCUUGCCCAAUGCCCAACGCCGCCGCCAUCUCAGUGCCUUGCUGCAAGUCAGCUGUCGUCUUCCCUUGACGUGGGUUGGCAGUCUUCUUCUCUUGACCGUGGUUCCACUAUCUUGUUUGCUUGAGGAGUCAGCCAUUUUGUUCCCUUAAUCAUGGUUCCACCAUUUUCUUCCCUCAAUGUGGGUUGGCCAUUU
Messenger RNA from Terrapene triunguis (Three-toed box turtle), 2264 nucleotides. It is a transcript of the gene PCK2, whose product is annotated as phosphoenolpyruvate carboxykinase 2, mitochondrial. Gene Ontology annotation, cellular component: cytosol. Lineage: Eukaryota; Metazoa; Chordata; Testudines; Emydidae. The record is from RefSeq and is a predicted model, not a curated record. The transcript has 10 exons. Gene Ontology annotation, molecular function: phosphoenolpyruvate carboxykinase (GTP) activity; GTP binding; manganese ion binding. Gene Ontology annotation, biological process: cellular response to insulin stimulus; propionate catabolic process; gluconeogenesis. The coding region runs from base 81 to 2003 and encodes 640 amino acids.